Lytechinus variegatus (green sea urchin) is the source of this 3743-nucleotide messenger RNA. It is a transcript of the gene cct7, whose product is annotated as T-complex protein 1 subunit eta-like. Gene Ontology annotation, biological process: protein folding. The record is from RefSeq and is a predicted model, not a curated record. Gene Ontology annotation, cellular component: chaperonin-containing T-complex. Gene Ontology annotation, molecular function: ATP hydrolysis activity; ATP-dependent protein folding chaperone; ATP binding. The transcript has 11 exons. Bases 83 to 1720 code for a protein of 545 amino acids. NCBI's taxonomy places the organism in Eukaryota, Metazoa, Echinodermata, Echinoidea, Temnopleuroida, Toxopneustidae.
GAAUCUAUAGGGCGCCAGCUUACGAUCAGAUAUCGUCAUUAGCAACAGUACCUCUCGAAAGUUCUAAUUAUUGCUGAGCAAGAUGAUGCAACCACAGAUAAUCGUGUUGAAGGAAGGGACCGAGGCUUCUCAGGGAAGAUCUCAGGUGGUCAGUAACAUCAAUGCUUGCCAAGUGGUAUCUGAUGCUGUCCGUACAACCCUCGGCCCCAGGGGAAUGGACAAGCUCAUCGUAGAAGGAAGUGGUCGGGUUACGAUAUCAAAUGAUGGAGCCACCAUAGUAAAACUUCUUGACAUUGUUCAUCCGGCUGCCAAGACGUUAGUAGAGAUCUCAAAGUCACAGGAUGCAGAGGUUGGUGAUGGCACGACAACGGUGACCCUUCUAGCAGCUGAAUUCCUCAAGCAGGUGAAGACCUUUGUAGAAGACAAGGUCCACCCCCAGGUGAUCAUCAGGGCCUACAGGAAGGCCACUCAGCUAGCCGUCGACAAGAUCAAGGAGAUAGCUGUCAGGGUGCCCAAGGAAGAUGUCGAAGAGCACAGGAGCCUCCUCAGGAAGUGCGCUGCUACCACCCUUAGUUCCAAACUCGUAGCCAGUCAAAAGGAUUUCUUUGCUAACAUGGUUGUGGAAGCAGUCAGCUGUCUGGAUGAUCUUCUACCCAUGGACAUGAUUGGUAUCAAGAAGGUCCAAGGAGGUGCUCUGGAGGAUUCAAUACUGGUAGCAGGUGUAGCAUUCAAGAAGACAUUUUCCUAUGCAGGGUUUGAGAUGCAACGUAAGAAGUAUGCCACCCCCAAGAUUGUUCUUCUAAACGUGGAGCUAGAGCUGAAAUCAGAGAAAGAGAAUGCUGAAAUCAGGGUAGAGAGCGUUGAGGAUUACCAAGCAAUUGUCGAUGCUGAAUGGUCAAUCUUGUAUGACAAACUGGAGAAGAUUCACAAGAGUGGAGCUAAGGUAGUCCUAUCCAAGCUUCCCAUCGGUGACGUAGCUACACAGUUCUUUGCUGAUAGGGAUAUGUUCUGUGCUGGUCGGGUGGUCGAUCAAGAUCUCAAGCGUACCAUGCAGGCAUGUGGUGGCGCCAUCCAAACAUCCAUACAUAGCCUGACCGAUGAUGUCCUCGGAACGUGCGAGCAGUUUGAAGAGAAUCAGGUUGGAGGAGAAAGGUAUAACUUCUUUACAGGUUGUCCCAAGGCCAAGACAUGUACUCUCAUCCUCCGCGGUGGUGCUGAACAGUUCAUUGAGGAGACGGAGCGUUCCCUUCACGAUGCUAUCAUGAUCGUUAGGAGAGCUAUUAAGAAUGAUUCUGUGGUUGCAGGUGGAGGUGCCAUUGAGAUGGAGCUUAGUAAGUUCUUGAGGGAUCAUUCCCGAACCAUAGCUGGCAAGCAGCAGAUUCUCAUAGGUGCAUAUGCUAAGGCAUUGGAAAUCAUACCCAGGCAGCUUUGUGAUAACGCUGGCUUUGAUGCCACCAAUGUACUCAACAAACUCAGACAGAAGCACGCACAAGGUGGUACUUGGUUCGGAGUGGACAUCUACAGUGAAGAUGUAGCGGACAACUUUGAGGCUUGCGUGUGGGAGCCCUCUAUAGUCAAGAUAAACGCCCUGACGGCCGCCUCCGAGGCUGCCUGCUUGAUCCUCUCCGUCGACGAGACCAUCAAGAACCCCAAAUCAUCAGCACCUUCGGACGAUAGACCGUACAAACCCAUGGGCAGAGGCAGAGGACGGCCACGCUAACGUAACUUAACUUUCUAGAUGAUUAUUCAGUUUUGUCGUCGUUAGUAAAUGUGAUCAAUGUUGCGCUCCUCAAAAAUAAACAGUGAUAGAUAUGUGAACAAUUCAUUUCCAGCCAGAUGUAUGUGGGACCUUUCUGAUAUUUUUUUGUCUCUGCUUUCUCAUUCAUUGAAAUUUUGUAUUAUGCUAGCCUGAUCAGUUCGUGAACUGUGGAGAAAAAAAAAGGGGGUCAGAAAUCUGAAAUGUUUAUUAUUUUCAGGAAUUGCACCUAUGUCAUUGUUCAUGUAUAAGUAUGGAGCUGUUUGCUUUAUACUCAUAUGCGAAUGGUCAGAGGAGAAGAUUGAUUUUCCUCGUAUACGAGCAUGAGGCUAUUUGGAAUAAACAUAAACAUAAAUUAAUAUGAUGCAAUAUGAGUACUCUUCAGGGAUUGGGUCAUGUACACGGCCCUGUUCACAUUACAAACAAAUUGACGGCUUAGGUAAGGAAAAUGAUUAGAAACAUGCUUUCAAGCAGUUUUGAAAUGAUUUUAAAGCUGUUUUUAGUUGAAAUAACUUUGUGUUAACAGAAUCGCUAUCCAUUCUCAGGAUUCGAUCACAAUUUUCCAUUUAGAAAGUGCACUUUCAACUCAGUUAUGGAGCAUUGCGGUCAGUCACUUUUUUCCUUGGCAUUUAAUUUGUGAACCUGAUUUCAUUCAUAUUUCAACAUGUUUGCCUGUCGAAUGCUAGUUUGUGAGCAUUCAUUAUUCCACUCUUCAGUGUUGAGUAAUGCAAUUGGUAUAAAAUUAACAAAAGAGGGUUGCAUUCAAAGAGAGCUUGGGCCCAUUUAAAAAAAAAAGUUGAAUUUAAACACCACUCAAAACAAAUCAAGCACAAAUCCUUAAUAUGCAUCUUUCAUUACUAGAGGAAGGAGAAGAAGAAUUGGUUGAAAAUCAAGUUGCGAUUGAUUUUUUGAGUUGCGUUUGAUUUUUUGAGUUGCGUUUGAUUGCAACUCUUUGUGCAACUGUCCCCAGGACCCACAACACUAAGCUCUAUGCUUGAUUGGAGGGCUCAUUUCAUUACAUUGAUCAUUAUGUGCAAUCGAUCAUACAAACCAACCAUACGAUCAAUCAUUAAGUUUUGUGCUACAUGCCCCUAGAGUGUGAAGAAUUUAUUCACUUUGAUAUUGAUCUAUUUUGCUUUUCAUGGGCCAGUAUUUGGAAAGUGGAAUCUCUUUUAUCUCUUAUUUCAUCUUUGCUCUUUCAAAUGUAAAAAAAAAUGGAAGAAAAGGCUCAAUCAUGAUAUAUACAGUAUAUGGAAUUUAGAAACUUGCACCUCUUGACCAACACACAAAUCAUAAAUGCAUGGUUUUUACCCAAUUGCCAAACCAAUUUCUGAUUGCAUUGACAAAACAAAAUUUUCAGAGAUCGCCUUGGUGAUUGAUUCAAUGGUGAACAGGGGGAGGGGAUUCAUGUAGCAUCUUGUUUAUAGUUACCGUUACUGACCGCUGUUAUAAGCUACUGAAAUCCUUACAUCUGAUUUGCUGGAAGCAAGUUUGUCAGUAAAAAUCACCGACAAGCUGCUCCGUUAAAUGCUUUCCAGCAGGUUACAGAUUGUUUAAACUAAAAAAAAGAAUUAAACUUAAUACAUGUAUGAUCGACACAUGUGGUCAUUUGAAGAGAUAUGCAAUGUAUAGAUGUUGGCACUAGUACACUUAUUUUGUUUGAGUUUCCAUGUUAAUGCACAUUCUCACAAGGUCACCGUGGAGAUCACGAAAGAUAUUUAUUUUUUGUAACGUAAAUUAUUCCUCUGUGAGGUUAAAAUCUAAAUGAACUUGAGAAAGCUGUUGUAAGUUUGACCAACUUGUGUUUCAUAAACCAUGAAGUUGCACAUCAGGUCUUUAGGGAAAUAGGGUAAAAGAUGACACACAUGUAACUUGAUACAGAGUCUCCGAGAAGCCAGUGCGAUUGCAAAAGUUAUGGGGUCUUCAUCGCCGGGCAGCAGACUUGGGCCUCCUGUUCAGAUUGAAAUGUGGUUUCCUGAUUAUCCAG